GCCAGAAACAGGCCGAUCCCGUAAUACCUCUGAGUUCUGCUUCCUCCGUUCGCUCUUAAGCCCGCUUAAGGAGGCUGAAGGCGGCUGCGUUCCCUCACAAAUCUCUUUUUCCAUCCUUCUAAAUAAACUACACUCGGUCUGUUAACCACACAAUGGGUGUGCAGUGGCAGUAAGGUGAACCUGAGAAGAGCCAUGCUCGCCACACAGACCGCUGACCCUGGCCCAGAAGCAAAAAAUGUCAAACAGUGGAUUAAGGAGAAGAUAGCGCAGACGCUGAAGGCCCUACAGAAGCGCUAUGUGACCAUAGACUCUCCGGUGACCAGCGACGACUCGGAGGCCAACCAGCUGUGUUGCGCUCUGGAGGCCGCCUUCAUCCACGGGCUGCGGAGCAAACACAUCCGCACGGAUGGUGCUGGGGCACGCGGGCGCAAAAGGGCCGCUCUGCCGCAGCCUGUGUUCUGGAGCCUGCUGAAGAGCGUCACUCACAGAGAUGUGGUUCUGGAGUUGGAGGGUUUGAGUUUCAUCAAUUCCGAUGUGGGUCGAUGUCGGGCCUGGGUCCGUCUGGCACUGAACGACGGGCUCAUGGAAUGCUACCUGACGUCACUCCUGCGCGAGGGCACCAAACUGAGCGUGUAUUACCAGCCUGGUGCGCUGCUCCUGGACCCUGAGGACCGCGAGGUUCUGCUCAGCCUGCUGCAGGGCCUCGCCUCUCUGGCCUUCACGCUCUCAUAUAAAUCAGCUGUGCUGAACGAAUGGACCACCACUCCGCUGGUUCUCGCUGGCCUGUGCCCACCAACACCUGCUGAUGACCUUCAGCUGCCCUCUAGGCGCAAGGAGUCCUGGGACAGAGUGUCGCAGUCAUCCGGCGGGUCUUCUGGUGGGUCCACAGGCUCAGAUGGGGGCCUUGAGGUGCUCCACAGGGGGCCGGGCAGGAGUGCCAAUGGGACCUGUGAGGUCCACACUCCACCCACAGACUCUGAUUUGAGCCUGGACACGGCAGGGUCAUCGCAGUUGUCCUCCAGCCUCGGCUCUGACGCUCCACUGCAGAUGCAAGACCACCGUGGCCUGGAGAGAGAGAACUGGAACUGCCAUACAGAGUUCGCUCAUGAUGACAAUAACAAGGCGACACUCAGAGAAGGAAGCAGCUCCUCCAGCCAAGAUCUGACGAAGGAAGACGUUCAUAUGCUCAGCUCCGCUCCAGACAGCAUGAUUGAGACCACCACCCAGAGCAGCAGUGAGGAAGACUCGCCCAGACCUUCCUCACCUAACAAACAGAAUCCAAACCAACUGCCUCCACCCUCAGCAGAUACUGUAUCCAACACUCUCUCAGCUGUUUCAGCAGAACAUCAUCAACAGAGAACGUCAUCAACAGAGGCUCGGUCUGAACCCAAGACUGCCAUUAUAACUGCAAGCCCAGCUGUCUCUAAGGCUUCUAUAAAACAGAAGCAGAGGCAGACGACAGACCCUCACACAAAACCCUCUCGUAUCUCUUCUCCUGCUGUGACCUCUGAGGUGACUUCUGACCUAAAGACCCCCAACCCUCCAGCUCCGCUGAGCUCUAAUGCCAUCAGGCCAAUGGGAAAUCCUGGUCACUGUCCUGUCCAGCGCAGUUGUAGUGUUCUGAGCAGAAAAACUUCUUCAGGCUCUCUCUUUAAAUCUCCAUCGUGGAUCUCAGAGGAGGACUUUCAUAAGCCUGACCUUUGUGGAAGUGGUGAUUCUGAAGGGCCUGACAGUCUAGAUGUCACCCAAAUGAAUGGGAAGAUUUCUCCUGUUUCUGAGCCAGCGUCACACCAGUCCCCACCCAGUGUGGUUCAUCGUAGACAGAUCGGCCUGUCUAACCCGUUCCGUGGCCUGCUGAAGCUGGGCCAGCUGGAGCGGCGGGGUGCCAUGGGCCUGUGGAGGGAUUACUACUGCGAGCUGUCUCCCUUUGAGCUGCGGCUCUACACCAACGCCGAGGACCGCAGCUGCUGCGAGAACUGCUUCCUACUGCGCUGUGAAGACGUGCGCCUGUCCUCCGGCACCGAAGGCCGCUUCCGCCUCAACUUUCCGGGCAAGAAGCUUGAGCUAAGGGCACCGUCACGUGGGGAAGCAGAGGACUGGGUGGACAGCAUCCUUGAGGCUGUCAAUAAAGCCCGGCCCGUGGCCCGUGACGAGCAGUGGGAAGUGCUCCAGCCGUCUCCCGACCGCGACCGGGAAGCCUCCACGCCCUCCUCCACACCCUCCAGUCCGGAGCGGGAACCCUCAGAACUACCAGAGAUAAACUGGAGCCGACAGGCCGACCCAGAGCCGGACGCAAUAAAGGAGGCUGUAGUGUGCCUGAGCCAAGAGGAUCGAGGCUGGAGCCUGCUGGUGCUCUCCCUCUCUCUGGAGGCGCUCAGGGGUUUCUCCGUGCAGGACGGCCGCAAGAUGCCCCUUUUCACCCAUCCCAUCGAGGCUGUGAGGGACGUGGUGCCGGAUGCAGCGCUGGGUGGCCCGGCCUUUUUCAAAGUACUGACGACACGAGAGACGCUGACGGUCAGGGCGAAGAGUGGGGAGGAGGCACAAGCCUGGAGGAGCCUCAUCAGAGGAGCGCUGAGCUCCUACCUGGAUACAGAGGAGGGGGCCGGAGAGGAAAUAGUGUCCCUGGGUGGAGGACAGGCAGAAAAUAUCCACCGGCUGGUCCAGCACAGGCUGAAAGAAGAUGGUGCUCUGCUUCCUCAUCUGACCACCGUUCCUAUGGAGAGAGGACUGGACGCACAGAACUUUAAAUGUGCAGGAUGUCCUAAGCAGAUCGGUGUGUCUCUGGGUCGAGCCAGGCUGUGUGAGUUCUCAGGUCUGUACUUCUGUGAAAGCUGUCACCAUGGCGACACCACCAUCAUCCCCUCCCGCAUGGUGCACAACUGGGACCUCACUGCACGUGAGAUCUCCAGACCGGCUCUGAAACUGUUGGCAAACAUUGAGCAGGAGCCUUUGUUGAAUCUCGACGUCUUAAACCCUGACCUGUUCGAUCACGCUGAAGCCAUGGCAACAGUCCGGCGCCUCAGGCAGAGGCUCCGCCUCCUCGGAGAUUACCUGCUCAUCUGCCGCAGCGGAAUCCGGAAGAAAGUCCAGGCCAGGCUGGAGCAACGUACAUACCUCAUGGAGUCGAGUCACUUGUACAGUGUGUUUGACUUAAGGCAGAUAGUGGAUGGCAAUUACGAGUCCUUCUUGCUGUCUCAGAUCCAGUUUGCGUCCAACCAUGUGCAUCAUUGUGACCUCUGCACCCAGCGAGGCUUCAUCUGCCAGAUAUGCAAUGGAAAUGACAUCAUCUUUCCUUUUCAGUUCGACACCACCUCCAGGUGUACAGCGUGUAAGACGGUGUUCCACUCCUCCUGUAAGGCCCAGAAUCAUUCCUGUCCUCGCUGUGAGCGUCUGCAGAGAUACCAGGAGAGAGAUCUGCUCGAGUAAGCCUUUGCAUCUCCACCUUCAUGCAAAGAUCGGCCCGACUGAGCAGCUGUUAGCCGAAGCUAGUGGAGGCCAUGAGGGACAUCCAGCUCCUGUGUCUUGGCCUGUUACGGCUUACGAGCUGCAGUCCUGAAGUCUAGUGUUAAUAUAUUUUUACGUGUGGCCUUAAGUGCACUUAUUUAUAUAUUUGUAUAUACUCUCAAUGUGCGUAUUGGUGAGCAGAUGGAGUGUAGAAGGACCAACUUGCACUAACUGAGACUAAUACAGUCUCUGUCCAUUGGCUUCUGUUCAUCUGUCAGACCUGACUGGACCUAUACUGGACUUUGCUUUACCUUCAUUAACAUAACAUGUAGAGAAUAUGCAAGCGGGGGUUUAGAGUCAUAUGCAUCUUGCCAAAGGCUCUUCAGCGGGUUCAUCUGCAGCAUCGGGAUCGGUGUCGCUCUUCAUGCUUGAGGAAACCCCCAUCGCGAUGUUUUGCCAAGGAUCCUAUGAUGCCCUGUUUUAUAGAUCUUUUUACACGUCUCUUUGUGUGUGAAAGAGACAGUUUUAGAGAUGUUUACAGACCAAACACUAGUCUCAAGCUUAAUGAAGGUGUAUUUGAAUACGGCAGUAACAGUAGCUCUGGACAUUUAUAGCUAUUUAUCAGCAGAAGAAAUAAUCUUUUAUGACUUCUCGUGCCUGUUUUUCUGUUUCUUCACACUGUACAGUUCUAGCUCUUUCUUUUUUUUCUAAUUCAGAUCUACAUUGUGCCAAAAAUCUAAUUAUAAGAAUGUUAAAUUAACUCUUUGUAUGUUGCCACGUAAUCACUGCUUUCAUAUUGUAGUUCUCGUUUCUUCUCACUGCAAACAAGAGUUAAAAUACAGUUGAGUGAAGGCUGAGACACUGAUAUUGUUGGUAUUUAUAAGAGUGGAAUAAGCUGGUCAGUCUGAAUGAGCCAUGUAGUCCAUAUGCAGUACAUACAUACAGUUAAAAGGCCUUAGCUUUCCAUGUAGUGCCGUAUUAAGGCCACACGGUGCCGUUUCAGAUUCAGUCUUGCUCUCAAAUGUGAUUCACACGUCAAGCGGAUGUUUACUGUUUAUAUACGUGUUCUGCACAAGCUGCUCUCAGAUCGACUUCCCCUUUGAAGCUGAAGCAACUUGUUUGUUAAGGUCGCUUGUUUUCCGCCGUCACUCUCAUGUGGGCUUAGUAAGUGGGGUAAAGUUGAAAGGUUGUUCUGAAUGUUUCAGUGAACUUUUAAAUGUCGUUUGGCGCACAAGAAUGUCUUUUUAGCAUUUAAAUAUUAAAUCGUUUUAUGAAUGACUUUUUUUUUUUCUUUUUCAGUUUUUAAACAUGACUUUCCCCCACUAGGGGGCAGCAUUGACUAAAAAAACUAAUCUGGUCCAAACACAGUGCAAUAAAGAAUUGCGUCUUGCACAGCUA
Molecule: messenger RNA, 4842 nt
Organism: Pygocentrus nattereri (red-bellied piranha)
Lineage: Eukaryota; Metazoa; Chordata; Actinopteri; Characiformes; Serrasalmidae
Gene: plekhm1
Product: pleckstrin homology domain containing, family M (with RUN domain) member 1
Exons: 13
Coding region: 193-3426 (1077 amino acids)
Source: RefSeq, a predicted model, not a curated record